AUGAACAUUCGGGAGCAGCUCGACGAAGGAAUGCUAAUGCUGCUAGAGACCGCCAUCACCGCGCUGGAUGCGAACGAACCCCAGCUGGCCGUCGCGGGAGAAUGCCUCAAGAUCGCUCACCGCCGCCUUAAGUGCUACUCCGUUGCUCUGGCCAAGGCGGGCCCAGGAGCCAACGGUAAUUUCACGGCCCCCUACGAAAUCUGGCACGGCAGGCGGCACAACUUCACCAAACCAGAGUUCAAACCAGAGGCCAUAGAUAAGGGCGACAUAGAGAGUGCAUUAGCUAAAACGCGCAAGUCGGUGGUGGCGGACAGGGACGAGAAUUUGGCCGCCACAGUACUGGGCACACUGCUCGUCGCCGCGGGUUUUAGAGCCCCUCGCCCCGUGCAGCCCCCCCCUGUCCAACGAGACAACACACAAGUGGAGACCAAGAACACUGCCAAGCGUCCCGCACCCGGCCCUGCAGAGCCCACCCGGCCCCGGACCAAGGUCGCCCGCCAAGCCCAGGAAUCACAUCCAGACCCAGGAGCCCCUUCGAGGAAUGAACAAGCAGUCCCAGAAGGAAUAAGGGCACGCGUGCAGACACUGCUUGGCCAGGUGCCCUUGGACGCUAACCCAAUGAUCGGGGAUCUAGCUCUGGCGUUGGCAAGCCAGGCGCACAAGGCGCGAGCUAGCAGCACAGUCGCCCAGUACAAGGAGCCAUGGCAGGAGUUCCUAGAUUGGGCAGAGCUACUACACAUUCGGGCGAGCGACAUUUACGACAUCAGGCCAGAGAUAGUGGCCAUGUACCUGAUGCACGUCUACCAAACCGCGCAAGCAGAUGAAGUCCAAAACGGACCAGGAGGGCAAAGGGCAGACCAUCCGGAUCGCGCGCGUGGGGGGCGUGGCCUGCCCAGUGGGCUUGACAGAGAGGCUGCUGGCGCUUGGUAACUAUGUCCGUGUCCCCAGUUCCCCCGUGGAGGAUGUGGGCCCGCUGCUGCGCAGGGUUAAGGCGACACAGCAAGGCCACCAGCUGCAGCAGAGGACCGGCUCUGUUCAGUCACCGAUCCCCAGCCUCAGCUAUAC
Molecule: messenger RNA, 1065 nt
Organism: Volvox carteri f. nagariensis
Lineage: Eukaryota; Viridiplantae; Chlorophyta; Chlorophyceae; Chlamydomonadales; Volvocaceae
Exons: 5
Coding region: 1-930 (309 amino acids)
Source: RefSeq, a predicted model, not a curated record